This is a messenger RNA of Musa acuminata AAA Group (dessert banana), 2115 nucleotides long. Its product is annotated as cyclic dof factor 3. Bases 93 to 1625 code for a protein of 510 amino acids. NCBI's taxonomy places the organism in Eukaryota, Viridiplantae, Streptophyta, Magnoliopsida, Zingiberales, Musaceae. Gene Ontology annotation, molecular function: DNA-binding transcription factor activity; DNA binding. The transcript has 2 exons. The record is from RefSeq and is a predicted model, not a curated record. Gene Ontology annotation, biological process: regulation of DNA-templated transcription.
CGCCUUUUUCUCACAGAGAGCGAGGGGGAGGACAUGCGAUUUGAUUGCCCUUUGGGAGUUCUCGGGACGAGCGAUCGGACGGCGCAGAGGACAUGUCCGAGGUCAAGGACCCCGCCAUCAAGCUCUUCGGCGCCACCAUCCCGGUGGCGGCUGCCGCUCUGCCUCCGGCGGAGGCGGACGCGGUGGAUGUCGAGGAUAAGGAGGCCGACGCGGAGUCCGCCGCUUCUACGGCGGUGGGGCAGAAAGAUACAACUAAAGAAAUGACAAAUAUGGAAGUCAACGAUGAUUCGGCUACAGCACCUGAUGAAGAGAAUGAAGUUGCACCAAUUAGUUCAUCUAGGUUGACUGGUACCAAUGAAGAUGACAAUAAAACCUCUAUUGCAGAUGAAAAAGAAUCAACAAAACAUAAAGCUGAAGACACCAAAACUGAGGCUGAUUGCUCUGUGCCGGAGAAGGUCCUCAAGAAACCAGAUAAAAUUCUACCAUGUCCUCGCUGCAAUAGCAUGGACACCAAAUUCUGCUAUUACAACAAUUACAACGUCAACCAACCUAGACACUUCUGCAAGAAUUGUCAGAGAUAUUGGACUGCUGGAGGAACAAUGAGGAAUGUCCCUGUGGGUGCUGGUAGGCGCAAGAGUAAGCAUUCAGCUUCACAAUGUCGCAACUUAGUGAUUCCUUCAGAUGGAUUGCAAUCUGCUCAACUAGAUGCUCUUAACUUGACUCAUCAUCGAGCUCUCCCAUGUGUGCCUUCCACCCCUUCACAACCUCCAAUAGGAAACGGGACUGUCCUUAAAUUUGGACAAGAAGUUCCUCUUUGCGAGUCCAUGGUCUCUGUGCUCAAUAUCCAAGAGCAAGGCAAAGAUUCUGAUUCUGGCUCGAUGAUACAUGGAGAGAAAAGGGAGGAACCAUCCUGUGCAUCUUCUGCAACAGCCUCCAAUUUUGUGGAAAAUGGAUCUGCUAAAACUGCAGUCCACGUGGAACAAAGUGGCAUGCAAGUUUACUGUAAUGGACUUGCACCCCUGCCUCAUUUGCAGUGUUACCCUGGGGCUCCCUGGGCUUACCCAUGGAGACCAGCUUGGAACAAUGUUGCUGUUAUGGAAGCCGGUAAAUGUUCAUCUGAAUAUAUAUGCAGACCAGGGAAUGCAAAUUCAAGUCCAGUUCCAUGGAGUCCUAGAGCAAUAAUGGCAGCUCCUCCUGUUUGUGCAGCAACACACCCUUUCCCUUUCAUGCCAGCUCCAUUCUGGGGCUUCACCACUUGGCCCAAUGGGGCAUGGAAUUUACCGUGUGUUGGAUCUAGUGGUUGCAUAUCCCCAUCAUCUUCGACAAGCAAUAGUAAUUGUUCAGGAAAUGGCUCUCCAACUUUGGGUAAGCACUCGAGAGAUGCUAGUUUACAGAGUGAGGAGAAGAUGGAGAAGUCUUUAUGGGUUCCUAAGACUCUUAGGAUAGAUGAUCCUGAGGAGGCUGCAAAAAGUUCGAUAUGGGCUACUCUUGGCAUCAAGCCUGACAUAGGUGGUAUUUUCCAGUCCAAGGCUGAAAGCAAGGUUGAUGAGUCAGAUGCUGCACAGGUCUUGCAUGCAAAUCCUGCUGCAGUAUCCCGAUCCCAUUCCUUUCAGGAAAGCACAUGAAGGGUUUGGUCAGAAGUUCAAGGGAUGCAAUGUGUGAAAGAAUUCAUUACAUGGUAAGGAUUUGGGAGCUGCUUUGGUCUUCUGACCUAGAACGCAUAAAUACAAGAACUGAAAGAUAGUCGACUCUAAAAUUUGCCCAUGCUUCGCAUGAAUCUAGCAGUCGGAAAUGCCGGGCUUGCUGAUGUCUAUAAGAUUAUUUAAGAAUUUAUGUUGUGAAUACAAGUGAAAAGUUAUUUGUCUAUAAAUUUGUACCCUGCAGACAAUUUAAAUCUCCUGCACCAUGACAGCUUUGGUGAAGCACAAUAGGAAGUUUCAGUUAAUAAACAUCGAGUAACAAGCAUAGCUUUGGAACUGAAAGCUCCGGUUCUCUAAAUCACAUCUUUCCUAGUAAUGGAGAGGAAACUAGUGUUUUUUCUAUGGUUUUUAGUUGUUUUGGAGGAUACAUUUGAAAUUUCUAUGAAUAUAAGCAAUGUCAUUGAGCUCUGGUGCA